Messenger RNA from Chaetomium strumarium, 4030 nucleotides. RefSeq lists its product as uncharacterized. Bases 392 to 3877 code for a protein of 1161 amino acids. Gene Ontology annotation, molecular function: protein binding; ubiquitin protein ligase activity. The record is from RefSeq and is a predicted model, not a curated record. Lineage: Eukaryota; Fungi; Ascomycota; Sordariomycetes; Sordariales; Chaetomiaceae. Gene Ontology annotation, biological process: ubiquitin-dependent protein catabolic process; protein polyubiquitination. The transcript has 4 exons.
GGGGCAAGCAAUACUAGUAUUGUAUCAAUGAAGUUCUGUAGAUCGCGCCGAAUUCAUUGUCAUAGUUAGGUUGUCUUUCUAUUCCCUUCGCCUCAUCAACUCAUUGCCGCCAACCCUUUGCCGCUGUUGGUUGAGCCAAGUUGCGCCUGCGCUGCUGCUGCCUCGCUUGGGACCCAAAGUAGCGGACUAUCCGGCCGCAAAAGCAGCAAAGCGAACCUCUUGUCUUUGGUGCCUUCGAAUAACGUCCUCAUCAAAACAUCCAAUCUCCUUGGGCCCGGGUUACAUGACACAAUAGUUACCUACCCAUAUUUCAGAUCGGCUUGCGAACGUUAGGCUGCUGUUUCAGCUGCCCCUCCAUCCGCCGCACGCUGCGCCGCCAACUUUCCGAACGAUGUUUCCGACCUUCACCGGAAGCUCGCGCAAGUCGCGGAACGUCAACCUCAGCGGCCAGAAAGGGGUAAAUCCCUUCACCAGCACAUCAUGGGCACCCGGUGCGGCCGUCGGAGCUUCGAAGACGGUGGCGCACGCUCAGGCCGAGCGGUUCCAGAGGCAACAAGAGAGAAAGCGGCUGAACGCUGCACAGUGCAUCCAAAGAUCAUGGAGAGGUCACCGGGCACGGCGGAUUUUGAGGGGGUCCCGCCGCCAGACCAUCGACCAGCUGUACAAUGACGUAGGGCCGGUCGACGUUAAGAGGAGAACAGUCGAGGCCAUACCCCUGGUGCUCAGCGUAUACCAGGCCUCCAACCCAGACGACCGGCAGCGGCUGUGCCUACUCGUUCACGACCUUCUGGAAACAAACUUCGCGUGCUUUGCAUCCGGGGAUAUAGCGGCCCCUCGUCUGGAAAAGCUUGCGCGGAUACUUGUUGCUACUCUCGGAAGUCUCGGCUCGAACUUUGCACCCACACAAGCCCAAAUUCUCCUAGAGACCGUCGUUGAGGUGGUAAUAGCGAGGCCUCAAUCGGUUCAACAUGUUUUGGGCCAAUACUACAGGGUGCUUGGGGGCUUAUGCCACAGCCUCGGUUCAACGUCCCCACUACUCGACGGUAUCCGGCGCGCCGUAGUUGCGCCGCUGACCACAAACAGUGCUUCCGAGUCAUUUACCAAGCUCGCCUAUAGCGAAUUUGCGGCCUCUUUCUUGACCCAACCGGACAUGACGCUGUUCGAGGCAAAUAUCGAUUUAUUCGCGGCUGACGUAGAUCUCGAUCUCCUCGCGGACUCGCUUCAGGUCGAUAUGGUCGCCGAUUCCGAAAUGCCCGGGACACAGACGGGACUCAUGUGGCUGUUGGCGCACUUCAUUGUCCUACAAAAGACCAAAGGGCAGCCGGUCCCACAUUCUUUUCGUUCUCUUCGGGUCCUUUAUUUCCUCCUGUCUGCAUUAUCAAACCGGAUCCGGGCCGGCUUUACGGCCUCCAACGGGAAACGCUCGGGUGAGGCUCGCGACGUUGAGGAAAACCCCCAGGCUACGCUACCCCGAUAUGUCUCUCUCUCACUCGCUUCGUUGACUGAAAAACACGAGAUAUCCGGCCUUCUCGAGAAGCUUACCCCAGAUUCCUUGAGCAUGACCGUCUGGGAGGUGCAGGAUGCUGGUUUCCUCGCCGGCUACAUCCUCACACUAGUCUACUGCUUCCCGGCGUUGGGUGAUGACAUCCGGAUGCGCCUGUACCUUGCCAAUGUUCCCACGAGUCAGGGCCCAUUUCCUGCUCUGAAGUUCUUUUGGAACGCCGUUAGUAGGACGUCGAUAUUCUCCAGGAUCGCUUCUGAUCCUGAUACGGCUCUUGAAAUCUUACGGCAACGGCCGUCUUCCGAGUCAAAUUCUGCCUGGCACCGUGAAUGGCGAACGAUCCUUCUUUUCCUCGAGUUGUACAUCUUUGUUCUCCGCCUAACCGAUGACGAUGAUUUCUUCAAUGGCCUGGGCGUGUUGGCAAGUUCAGGCGAUUCCAGCUCGCGGCUGCGCUCGAGCGGCCUCAGCCUACAGGAGUUAAAGCGCUUCACUCUCUUCCUCAAGCAUCUCAGCUUUACGCUCUACUACAACGCCGCCGAGCUGCUUGGGUCGAUGCUCACCACCUCCAGCACCCGCAAUGCUGAUGACAGUUCGUCAGGCUCUUCAUCUCGCGCGAAUGCUCCGCCGUUCGUUCUCACGGCUGGCUUCGACUUUGAGAACUUCAGGAAUCUCGUCACCACGGCCAUGAGAAUGCUCUAUGAACGCGAUUCCCGGCGUCAAUUUCUCCCACCAGACCACUGGCUGAUGACGUCUAAGCUCGACAUGGCAGGCUUUCUCUCUGCGGUCGUACUUGAAGAGCAGGAGCGGCGUGAACACGAUGAGCACGAAGAUGGCGAGGAUGAGGACGAUGAGGAUGGGAUCAGUGUAGGGGAAGUACCGACUGGUCUGUCCUCAGGCGGCUCGAGACUGUCGCGGCAAGCUCGGUUGGAGAGAAUAAGGGUCUUACGGAAACAAGCUGCGCGUGAGAGUCUGAGGGCGGCUGCCGCGCCCAGGCUGGAGAUUCUACGUAACAUGCCGUUCGUGAUUCCAUUCGACAUACGCGUCCAGAUAUUCCGCCAGUUUGUCUUCCUUGACAAGCAGCGGAGGAGAGGAGGCAACAUCGACGCGGACAACUGGAGGCUGUGGAUACUCAGUCAACAAGGGGGCCCUUUCCAGCCAACAUCUCCGGCCGGCGCGAACAUCCUUUCCAAGCACCAGGCGCAAAUACAGAGAGGCCGGGUCUUCCGGGAUGCCAUGGACUCAUUCUGGGAACUGGGGGAAGGACUGAAAGAGCCAAUACAGAUUACGUUUGUGGAUGAGUUCGGCAUUCCGGAAGCUGGCAUUGACGGAGGCGGUGUGACCAAAGAGUUUCUCAUGAGCACGACAACGGAAGCUUUCGGGCCGGAUCAGAGGCUGUUCGUCGCCAACAAUAAGAACGCAUACUACCCCAACCCCAGCGACAUGGACCAGACAAAGAACUCACUCAGGGAAGCGCAGAUCGCAGAGAACUCGGAAGACUGGAACGAGGCCAUCACUUACCGCCUUCGGCAAUACGAGUUCCUGGGAAGGGUCAUCGGGAAGUGUCUCUACGAAGGCAUCCUCAUCGACAUCGUCUUUGCAGGCUUCUUCCUUCUGAAAUGGGCCUCGCCGGCCGGAGCAGCGGACACGUACCGGGCCAACAUCAACGAUCUGCGCGAACUCGACGAGGAGCUCUACCAGGGCAUCCUGCGCCUAAAGAAUUAUCCCGGCGAUGUCAGCGACCUCGAGCUUGACUUCACCAUCACCGAUCAGGUAUCCCUCCCCGGCGAACCGGUCCGCACGAUAACGCGCAACCUCAUUCCCAACGGCGAGAAUGUGCGCGUCACCAACGAGAACCGGCCGCUUUACAUCAGCUACGUGGCGCGGCACCGGCUGGUGGUGCAGCCGUACGCGCAAACACGCGCCUUCCUCCGCGGGCUGGGCAUGGUCAUCGACCCGGCGUGGCUGAGCAUGUUCAACCGCAACGAGCUGCAGCGGCUGGUGGGCGGCGACAGCUCCGAGAUCGACGUCGAGGACCUGAGGCGACACACGGUCUACAGCGGCGUGUAUGCCAUCGGCGACGACGGCGAGGAGCACCCGACGGUGCAGCUCUUCUGGCAGGUCAUGCACGAGCUCGAGGACCGCGAGCGGCGGGAUGUGCUCAAGUAUGUCACCAGCACGCCGCGCGCCCCCCUGCUCGGCUUCAGCCAGCUCCACCCGCCUUUCAGUAUCCGCGACGGCGGAGGGGACGAGGACAGGCUCCCCAGCGCGAGCACCUGUGUCAAUCUGUUGAAGCUCCCGCGGUACAAGACUGCGGACGUGCUGAAGAGCAAGCUGCUGUAUGCGGUAACGAGCGGCGCUGGGUUUGAUCUUAGUUAGUUUGUGUUGCGGGUGUUUAAAUGAGAGAUAUAGGUAGCUAAGGCAAGCGGGCUGAUGAAGUAAUGAAGAAGAAUGUGUACGGAUGCAUGGCCAAACCCUUGGGACGGCCGACUGAAUUCGCGGGCGUACGUACACAUUCGACUCCGUUGAUGC